Molecule: messenger RNA, 1682 nt
Organism: Spirodela intermedia
Lineage: Eukaryota; Viridiplantae; Streptophyta; Magnoliopsida; Alismatales; Araceae
Source: the annotation of a GenBank genome assembly
AUGGCCAAGCUCUUGGAACUUGGCUGUUUGCUGAGCCUGUGUCUCGUCGGGAUCCUGGGGCUGGCGGACGCAGUCCCUGUUACUUCAUGCAAGCAGAUGCCGUACCCAGAGGCUUGCUACUCCAUUGCACAAGCCAGUCCCCACUUCGGCGACGAGAAGGCAUUAUUAGGGUUCAACCUGUUUAAUCUCCGGGGCGCAAUGGCGCGAGUCCAGCUGACAGUGAAGCUGGCGUCUGCUGUGAAACAGUUCUUGUUCGACGGGCCUACCAGGGCGGCCUGGGCUGACUGCAUGGAGCUCGCUGAGGAUACCAUCCACAACCUCAACAGGUCCUUAAGGUCCUCCUCAGCGCCGCUGUCCGGUGAUGACGUGCUCACGUGGCUGAGCGCCACCAUUGCCGACCAUCAGACCUGCCUGAACGGGUUCACCGAGCUCAACCUGUCGCCCGUGGCGAAGGCGGCGAUGCCAUUCAUCUCGACGAACGUCUCUCAGUUUCUCAGCAACUCGCUCGCCGUGACGAGGGCCAACGCCGCGACUAUGCUCGGCGGCGGUGGCGGCGGCCGGCGGCUGCUCUCGAGGGGGUUCCCGUCGUGGGUCUCCGCCGGCGACCGGAAGCUGCUCCAGAGCUCGUCGGUGAAAGCCGACCUCGUGGUGGCGAAGGACGGGUCAGGGAACUACAAGACUAUCUCGGAGGCGGUCGCCGCUGCCGCGAAGCUGAGGAGCAGCACCAAGAGGUUCGUCAUCCGCGUGAAGGCCGGGGUCUACAAGGAGAACGUCGACAUUCCCAAGUCGAUGAAGAAUCUGAUGAUCGUCGGCGACGGCAUCGACUCCACUGUCGUCACCGGCAGCCGCAACGUUCAAGACGGCUCCACCACAUUCCGCUCCGCCACAUUCGGUAAUCUUUCUACUCCACCUUACUUUCGAAUUACCCACAUACUUGUUCAUUUCUAUAAAAAGAAAGUAUUUCUGAUCUUCCCCGGCACUGCACCUCAGCCGUCGUCGGAGACGGGUUCAUCGCGAAGGACAUCACCUUCGAGAACACGGCGGGGGCGGCGAAGCACCAGGCGGUAGCGCUCCGCUCCGGCGCGGACCUCUCCGUCUUCUACCGCUGCAGCUUCAAGGGCUACCAGGACACGCUCUACGUGCACUCCCAGCGCCAGUUCUACCGCGACUGCGACAUCUACGGCACCGUCGACUUCAUUUUCGGCGACGCCGUGGCCGUCCUCCAGAACUGCAACAUCUACGUGCGGAAGCCGAUGAGCAACCAGAAGAAUACCAUCACGGCGCAGGGCCGAUCGGACCCCAACGAGAACACCGGCAUCUCCGUCCACAAUUCGAAGGUGACGGCGGCGUCUGACCUGAAGCCGGUGCAGAGUUCCUUCAAGACCUUCCUAGGCCGGCCAUGGAGGGAGUACUCGCGCACCGUGUUCAUGCAGUGCACCCUGGACGGGCUCAUCGCUCCGGCGGGGUGGCUCGAGUGGAGCGGGAGCUUCGCCCUGAAGACGCUCUACUACGGAGAGUACAAAAACACCGGCGCCGGCGCCGGCACAGGCGGCCGCGUGAAGUGGGGCGGGUACCGCGUGAUCACCAGCGCGGCGGAGGCCGGGAAGUUCACCGUGGGGAGCUUCCUGGGGGGUAACUCGUGGAUUCCGGCCACCGGGGUCCCUUUCACGCCGGGGCUCUGA